Messenger RNA from Paramuricea clavata, 20625 nucleotides. The record is from the annotation of a GenBank genome assembly. Lineage: Eukaryota; Metazoa; Cnidaria; Anthozoa; Malacalcyonacea; Plexauridae.
CAAACAAGACGGCAAAAUAUGGCUGAAAUCGUGUUUUCGUGGGGGGUAAGUGAAAUAAAAUGUAUUAUAUUAAAAGAAAACAAUGACAAUCCUUAUGAAAUCCACAAUAAUUAUAUUGAACUAAGCAUAGUUUUUCAUCCCAUGAUAAUUUUUUUUAGGAAAUAAGAAAAUUUAAUUUCUGCCAGGCAUAUUAGUUAUUUUGUGCAUAGUCAGCAUUUUACCUGGGGUGGUGCAUAGUCAUUUUCUGGUGAAAUAUUAUACUUAGACAAAUUUUUCCUUCCAAUAACCACCCCUAAAAGCAACCCUUAUAAACACCACAAGCACUUCAGAAAGGCUAUUGCUUUUCCUUUUCGGAAGUUAGAGCUAUGUCGACACUGCCGUUUCAGGGCGGGGUCAUUUUCAGGACUUUCGCCCCGGAUUCAGGUUUUCGCACAUAUGCCAUGUUGACCGCCAUGGUCAUUUUACCCUAAAACAGUUGAGAUUACCUGUCCUAAAUGAAUCGCAUACAAACUCAUAUAUAGGUCCUAGACUAUUAGUCAGAAUCGCAUAUUGCAACGGUGAAAAUAUGCGAUCUGACUAGCAUUUUUUAUCAGACUCGUACUUGCUUAUUUUUUAUCCAUUUGGCAUGAAUAACAUAUCAUUCAACAGCUAAAAGCCUGAUCUUUCCGAAGAUGAAAAAAUCUCGUUCAUACGCAGUAAUUCAGACACAAUAGCGCGCUGACGUCCGAUUACUUUUAUUUUGACACACCCUGUAUAAAAUCAACAUUCAUCCUGGAAAUUAUUUACAGCAUAAUUACUACAUAUCAGAUUUGAUUGACAGGCGUAUUGAUUUCGACCAAUGGGAAUUUUGCGUUGUGUGGGCAACGCGGAUUUCAUUUCUUAAUGGGUUGUCUGCAGUCCCUCCUUUCCUUUCUCGUGCCCGGAAAUCUCGUGUACGGAAAUGAACCCGCGGAAAGGAGGGACCUCUCGCAGUUUAUCGUGACAUUUUUAAAAAUAUGAUGUGCUGCAUUAAAAAAACUAUUCGUAAAAACUAUCCGCAACCCGCAAAAAUCUAUCCGCAACCCGCAAAAAACUACCCGCAACCAGCAAAAAAGCUACACGCAACCAGCAAAAAACUACCCGCAACCCACAACAAACUACCCGCCACCCGCAUUUUCCACCAAACUCUUCAGGGGUAAAACUGUUUGACAUUUUUAAAUGUCGUAUAUGUUUAUGCAUGUUCAUCUAUACUUAAAUGUUUUUUUCUUUCGAACUAUAAUUAAUUUUGGUAACACAAACAGUAGUUCGUUGUUUUACGGCAACAGACGCGUACGACAUUCACUCUAAAAUAUAUUGCCUACAUUGCUUUGUGUAGUUGGAAAAGAAGAACGGUGACUCCAAUUUUUUAUGUGCACUAUUUUACUUAGAACAUAGACUAAGAAUAAACAAAAUGGAAAAAUUUCUGUAAUGCCAUGAAAAAAUGUCGGUUUCUUCGAUCUAAUUAUUUUAUAUGCGUAUACGUCCUUUCGUUAAUAUUGGGUCAUGCAAGCGGGUUUGUUCAUACAGCGUAACAUUCUUCUGUCAAGGAUUCUGUGUGGAUACCGAGCCAUCUAAAAUUUUAUUUUAAAAUUUCGAAAAAAUUUAGUACACCUUCUUACGGCGAAGUAUAUAUAUAGUACUAGUGUUAAUUGAAUGGCACUGCUAACACUUAACACUUUAUUACAUGUUCUAAACAGUGAUGUGUAAAACAACAUUAUUAAUGUGAAAAAUAUCAAUUUGUUUAUCAAAUGCUUUGUAUGUACAAAUAACAUUUUAUUAGUUCAAAUUGAUUAAAAAAAAGGAUCCAUUAUUACCAGAAUACCAGUAAAACGUCAAGUUCCUUCUCCCUGAGGACAGCUCUGCAAUUAAUUAUCCUUCAAAAACUCACCAAUAAUUCAGGAGGAAAACACAAAGAAAAAUCAUAAGCGUGUCGUGGUUAUAUAUAUUUGAUAAAAAUCAUGUUAAUUUACAUAAACUUUAGCUUUGAUUUUCUCGGUUUAGACAAAGCUUAUUUUAAAAAUUACUUCGCCAAUGAACUCGGACUAUAAGAUGAGUCGUUUUUGAAGCCAUUUAAAGCACUUGUAGUCGUGUUUUAUCACAUAUUAAACACUCCGCUACGCGUCGUGUUUUAUAUGUGAUAAAACACUCCUACGCGUGCUUUAAAUAGUACAUAAUGUAUCGAUGAAAGCAUCGUGGAAUCGCAGAGCCGCAGGUUCAAUCCCCCCCAGGGACCUAAAGUUGCAUUUUUUCGCUUCUGUUCCUGGUUAGAUCUAAUAAAUGUAUAUAAAAUUCCACUCGACAACUUCCAUCUACAAUACCCAUCAAAUAUUAUUCAUUCGAGUGAGAUGCAACAAAAAUCGUGAUAUUUACCCAAAAAUGUCUGCAUGUCUCCAUGUGAAAAAGUAUCCCGGUUUAUCAUCGCAAUCGUAGCGAUGCUUGGCAGGCCUAUAGCAAGUUAUGUAGUAUUUAAAACACGAGAAGGAGUGUUUUAUCAUAUUUAAAACGCUCGGCUGCGCCUCGCGUUUUAGAUAUGAUAAAACGCGAGUUCGAGUGUUUUGAAUAGCUUAAAAUACGACUACAAAAGAAUACUAAUUAGGAUGAACAAUUAUAUAAUCAUACUAAUUAGGAUGAACAAUUAUAUAAAGAAUACUAAUGAAGAUGAGUUUUAUCAGAUACAAAGUCACUCCACGUGACAUAUUAUGGCUGACAUGAUUUGCCACAAGGUUUAUGAAUUUUUAAUGAGUAUUUUAAGAUUAAAUACAAUCCAUGCAAGCAAAAUUAUAGCCAUUUGAAAUGUGCAAGAAGUACCAAAAUGAGACUGUUCAGGCUUUAUAAACUUCGGUAUUUUCAAUAGUUAAUUUCUCAAAGAGAAUACAUGGUAUUAUAUUCACUAUAAGGCGGCAGUCAGUGAUUACCUUGGUCAAUUAGUUUCGGAAGAAGAAAUGAAUGACAACUAUUUCUCGUAUUGAUCUAUUGUUUUGUGUUUAAUUAAAAUACUCUAUGGCAACCAUACAACUCAAGCUAGCCUGUCGCUACAAGAACCAUCAUAAUUGUAUUGUAGGUGUUUAUAUAAAUAUAUGUUUCACUUUUCUAUAGUCACUUUAUGUCAACCAAAUCCUUGUGCCAAUGAUGGAAAAUGUUCUGUACUGAGAAAUCACUAUAGCUGCGGAUGUCCAAAACAUUAUAUUGGAAAACAUUGUGAAGGUAUGUUGUGUUUUUUUUCUUUGGUAAUUCUUUCCUUGUUCUCAUUUUCUAAACUAAACUAAACUAAACUAAACUAAACUAAACUAAACUAAACUAAACUAAACUAAACUAAACUAAACUAAACUAAACUAAACUAAACUAAACUAAAUAUGCAUAAAUGUUAUUAGACACGCGACUCCCAAGUUCGUUGCAAACUUGACAAUUAAGUUUGAAAAUUGGGCGCGAACUUCGCAACAAAGUUCGCAAAGUUCAAUGUUUGAACUUGGUUGAUAAACAAAUGUUCAUACUCAAUAAUAAUAAUCAAUUCAAUGAAAUACAAACUUUCUUGGUAAACCACUGAACCAAGAACUUUCCAUUGAAUUGUUAAUUUCAACUUGAACGAUGAACAUUUGUUUACAAUAGUACAAUUUUGUUGCGAAGUUCACGCCCAAUUUUCGAACUUGGAAACGUAAUUGGCAAGUUUGCAACGAACUUGGGACCCGCGCGUUGAAAAGUGACUUGAAAUCGACAAUAAGCUGACCAGCUUUGUUGAACGGGUCCCUGCAUAUUGCAGUAUAAUCCAGACGUAUGCAGUUUUAAUUCAAUGAUUCUUAAACUUAUUUUUUCACCAGUUCUCAAUCCCUGCCGUACUAACCCGUGCCUAAACGGUGGUGAGUGCGUUGCCAGUCAGUUGAACAGCGGUUACACCAACGACGGCUUCUCUUGCAAAUGUUCACGUGGUUACUAUGGCAACAUGUGUCAAAUGAAAUAAAAUCUGAUAGUUUAAGGUGGCUCGAUAUAGUUAUCACAAGAACCCUGCUCAAGAAUCGCGAACUCAAAACGGGUGACCAUUUUUACGCGCAGGUCUCGGAAACUGAUUAACAAAAUGAAAGAACUUCCAAAAUGACCUGACGUGAGCAGUUGCUCGCGCCAUAUCACGCCAUUGAGCGUGUUCUACAGCGUUUUAUGUCAAUUGCUGACGUCAUUAGAAUUUUCCAUUUUAGAAGAACAAUGCGCUAUAUCUCUUUAUUUUGUCUGGUGACCUAUGUUCAAAUUUUGCAUGCUGUAUUGAUCCGCUAAAAACUUUCAUUAUACAAAAAAUAAAAAAAUUCUGUAAUGCCAUAAAAAUUUUACCGAAGAAUAUGACAUUUUCGCAUUUUCCAAAAAAAUGGCAUUACAGAAUUUUUUUAUAUUUUGCUAAAUGUUAGCUUUUAGCCCAAGUAAAAUAAUGCACGAAAAAAAAUUGGGGGUCACCGUGCUUCUUUUCCAACUAUACGAGGCGAUAGACCAUUUUGGAGUGAAUUUCGUACACGUAUGUCGUCAUAGCAACGAACUAUCUGUUACUAAAACUAAUAUAAUUUGAAAGUAGAGUUAUCAAAAUAUAUAAAAAACCCAAUAUCUGCUGAAUAAAUCCUAAAAGUGCGUAGUUUGAACAUGUCAAAGUGUUGAACACCUGAAUUUUUGAAAACUGUAUCGAGCCACCUUAAACUUGUAUAUAUGUAUAUGAAAAUAAAUUGAGGUUGUGUUACAAAUAACAUAAUUUAAAUAUAUUGUGCAUUUAAAAAAAUACUGUUGAUAAUAUAUAGCAUAUAAAAUGGAAUAAAAUAAAAUAAACAUAAAAUACAUUAAUAUGAGGAAUGAUCUGUAAAUUAACUUGUUUCUCAAACGCUCAUGUAUCGGACGUAAUAAUGGAGAUGUGUACAUAGGACCAAAAAAAAAUAUGUGGGUUUCCGGUUUCUUCUUAUAAAAACUUAGGUAAGGUAGGUCGGUUUUAACUUUUUUUUUAACUUUUUUUUUUAAUUUUCCGAACAAGCGGACGCCAUUUUUUUUUAGUCAGUGCUUCCACAUCCAAAGAUAAAUUUCCCUAAUAUUGCCUCAAAUUUCAAUUUUCCACAAACUUUUUCCUCUAAGUGGAAACACUUACAAGCAUGAUCCAAUAAAAAAGUUUAGGGUCGGGAUUUCGACGUCCAAAAGCUAGGUAGGGUCGGGAAACCGGAAACCCACAUAUUUUUUUUGGCCUAGUCUGUCAAGCCUGCAUGGUUUCCAUAUGGUCUAACGGUCGUAAAGAUUGAGUCACGAUCUUCUCAGCAGCCGAAAUACAACGUUUUAGAACUGAAAAUACACGGAGUGAUUAUAACUAUAGAGAAUACUUAUGAUUUAUAUGUGGUUUACAGGUAUAAACUGUUAUAAACUGGCCUUUGAGAAAGAUCGUGACUCUAUUUCUACGACAAUAUGGAAGCCAGGCUUUAAGAUGUGAUGGUUUGAAAACACAAAAGCCACAAAAUAGAAGAGCUUUGUUUGAUGUUGAACUGUACCUCACAGUGCACAAAUCCUUUGUCUCAACUUCAUUAAAUAUUAUUCAUCGUGGUUGCACGUUUCAUCUCAGCUAUCCCUAUUGGACGCUUACUUCAUUAUACGAAAAUACAAUGAGCUCAAUCACCGUGACCGUGCACAAAUUAACAUAAACACCGACAAAAACAUAAUACAACGACUUCUGUUUAGUUUCCAGGUUUAGUUUUGUACGACAAAUAAAUUUUAAACAUUUAAAUGGUUAAAAUAUAUUGAUAACAUUGGCAAGAAUUGUGUGUCUGUCGAAAUGUGACUGCAAGGAAUUUUCACUUCGAUUUAAAGAAUAAUAUUAUGAAGUUAAUAAGGCAAUCAUUUGCCGGUGCUUUCAUUUAAAUAACUUCUACCAUUUAAAUAAUUGGUGCUGCCAUUUAAAUUAUGAGUUACAUUGUUAAAAUAAAAAUUUACAAUAAAAAGUAACGCCAAAGCUGGGAUGCCAGAGAAUGUACUGUAAUUUUACAGAAACUGUUUUUUAACUGAAGUCUGUGUUUAUACUGUAAAAAGGCUGUAAUUCAGAACAGCCUAUUGCAGAGUAAUUUGCAAUUACAGUGUAUUUACUGUAAAGGUUUACGAUCAAACACAUGUCAUGAUUCUUUUUAAAUACAGUCCAUUUUACCGUAACUUACAAGAAUGGCUUACUGUAAAAGAUUACGGUCAAACACAUGUCAAAUAACAGAUUUCUUUUUAAAUACAGUCCAUUAUAUUGUAAUUAAAUACAGUCCAUUAUAUUGUACGAUUACAGUAUAUACCUACUAUAAAACAUAAUAGUAUAUUAUUCGAGAAAAACCAGAUAUUUUUAACAGCGUGUUAGCAAGUAACUUGAGGCUUAUAUAACUAGCUGUUUUGGAGUUGUUAAUCAGUAUUCUUCAGUGUCUCCAUAUGAAUUUUAGUUGGCCUGCGUGUAACUCGGGGUGCACACCCCUGUGUACCCUUCCUAUAAAUCCACCACUGUUGUCUGUUGCAUGGGCAAGUACACUAGCCUGCAUCAAUCUUACAGUACAGGGAUUUGAAGAAUUUUUCUCCUGAAUUCUUAAUUCAACUAUAGGUAGGUAGGUAAAACUUUAUUUGACUGCGCUAACGCCUACAGCAAAAACUGAUUUCCUAGAGGGGCGUAGAGAAUAUUACAUUAAAAACUUAUAAAUUACAUACGCUAAAUAACAAACAUGACAAUGAAUAAAAAUAAGGUAAUUAAUAAGUAGAUACUUUCACUGGAAAAAAAAGUGAAAUCCACACUAUGAAAUUUGCAAUUGCACCACUAAAUCCAUAGUAUAUCCAUAUUAUUUCCAUACUAUAUCCAUACUAUUGAAAUAUACAAUUAUUAUGGAUAACCAAAAUCCAUUCUAUUUCCAAUAAAGGUCCAUACAAUUUCCAUUCUAUGACCUUCUAUGGAUUUUCAAAAUUUUUUCAGUGUUUAAGAUAAAGAAGACGGACAAUCAGAAUAUUAAUUCAUUAAUUCAAUUAACCGGCCAGAUGUCGCAAUACAUGUAUUAAAGGUAGGAAGAGAUUCCUUAAUUCAUCUGAGCAAUUGUUCCACAAUUUUGCCCCUAUAUAACUAAGACUGUUUUGAGAUAUUCAGUCUUAGGAUUGGGCAAAUACAGUUUAGUCGAAGACCCUCGUAAGAUGAAUUUGGAGAUAGCCCCUUAUCCUAUGGAGGUAGUGUCGCUCCAUGAUUUGCAAACUUCUACAGCCAUGCUAAAUAAAAAAUAUGGAUUAAAAGAUGCUUUCCUUUAUGGUAAAGUGUCGUAUACUAUACAGGUCUUAAAAUAUCGAUCGGUCACGGACAUUGUCCGACCCAUUCGUGAAAUUGUCCGACGUAGAGAGGCAACCACUGGACAUUCUGUCCCACCUAAGACUCCUAAGUAAAACUAAGGUUUAUUGUUUGUCCGACCUGAGUGAAUUGAUGUCCUUAACUUUGUUCAACGUAAAUCAAAAUGUACCCUAGUCCAGGACUAGAGGCUCGUAAGUUUAUAUGGAGAAUCAGAGUAAUGUAUAAAAAGUGAACUGGAAAUGUGUAAUCAAGUGCGAGGUUUUCACCGUGGAAAUUCAUUGCCAAGAUUCAUGCAAAUGACUUUUCCAAAUUGUGCUGAUAUUAAUUUGGGUCUGCAUUCAUACUUAUUUCCAAGCCAAACUGAACUCAAAGUCAUCGAACAUUUUGUCAGACGGUUCUCUUACCGAUAUCUUAAGAUUUGUUGUAUAUCGUUUAAGGUAUAUCGGUUUGUUCUGCUUACUAACUAGCUAACUCUUUCGCUGUCAAAUGGAAUCAACACGGUUGCUUGCUCGCUUUCAUAAACUACAGGUGGCAGCAUACAUUCCUUAUAUAUUUUGUAAUUCGCCAUUAUCAAAACAAUUUACCGCUAUUAAUGAAAAAAAAAAUGGCAAAAUAAUUGAAAGCAAUCUUCAAUACUAUUACAAAUUAUGAGAAGAAGAUACACUUAUUGAAGAAGAAAUAUGUGAGACAAUUAAAGCAAUUAUUUUAAUCUUCCCCUUCAACAGGUUCUCGUUUUGACCUAGUGAUGGCAAGGACAUGGAGUUAUAUUAUAUCGGCUUUUAUAACUUGUCUCGUCUUGUCUGGCACACAUGGAAAAUUACUUGAAACCCAUGGAACGAAAAGGUCUAAGACUACAACCGAACUGCAUCGUCGGCGUUUAAAAGAAGCUGGCACGGUCAAAAAUAUAUCGAAUGUUAACAACGCGAUUCAAGAUGGCGGAACUAUGCGACCGGUUCUGCACGACACAACACGAAAUACAACAAACAGCGUACUGAAACGGACUGUGAAAAAAGGAAUCGUUUUGAAGAAUAUGCUAACUUCGGCUUCACCUAGGCGACCGUUAAAGCUACUACGUUUGAAAACUGCUAGCCCGUUUACAAGGUCUGGUUUGACCUCGCUUCGAUCAUCAACCUUCAAACCUAUUCAUAUAUAUGGAUCUGUUCCGUUCAAAACAUUCUUGAGCGCGCUUUCGAAAUCAAAUGGACAAGGAGCCGUUGCCCCGACUCCCGCUUUGCAAUCCGAUGUACCUCAGACGUCAUCGAAUGUGCCAAUCGAGUCGCCACUAUUACAAGCCAAAGCGUUACAGGCUAGGCAGUUCCUACCCCCCGGAUCAAUGCCGUUACCUGUGGAACCGCAGGGGGGUGUUCCUAUGUUUUUGAGAACGCCAGGCGCUGGUUUUAAUGGAGUUCCAUUGGAAGGACCCAUGCCAAUGUUUCCUCAAGAAAAUAUGGCUAACUUUUAUGGUUAUCUUAUGGGCUACAAUGAUCACCAUAAUCUUCAUCACCAUCUUCAUCACAAGGGUAAGGACUAUGUCUGAAACACCCAUGCAGUUUUUAUUCAUUUCUUUUCUUCGCAGUGGCUUGAACUCCAAGCUGAUCGACAAUGCGAUCCUGUCUACGCACGCAAAAGUCUCGCAUCUUGUAGCAAGUCUGCCAACAAGUUGUGUUCGCACUGCUUGUCCCAAGUUGUCAACAAGUUUGGAACAAACUGUUAACAACUUGUAACAACCUUAUUGAUAUUAUCAGACUUGUUGCAAGGUUGUUCCAACAAGUCCGAUACAGUCAUGAUAUAACAGUAUUGUUACAACCUUGUGUCGUCAACCUUGUAACAUUCUUGUUAUAUUGUGACUGUAUCAGACUUGUUAGAACAACUUUGCUACAAGUCUGAUAAUGCCGUCAAGCUUAUUACAAGUUGUUAACAGCUUGCUCCAAACUUGUUACAACAACUGGGGACAAGCAGUGCAAACACAACUUGUUGACAGCUUGUGAACAUAUUUGUAACAACUUUUUUGCAGACUUGUGCGUUUUUACGUAUGUAAUUUAUAGUCGAGUGAUUGCUAUGCAAUUUCUACCUCCAAUCAAAGUAAAUCAAAGUCCUAUAUUCUCAUGUUUCGGAUUAGGAAUAGAGCUAGGAAAGUCUAUGGCAGACAUAACAGACCUCAUUAUCUAUGUUUUUGUUUUUGUUUUUGUUUUGGCUUAUGCAAGAAAUGGUUGGUUCAUCGUCACGUGUGUAUUGUAUUUUCGAGAGCAACCAAUAGCUAUGUUUUCAUCUAACCAAUGUGUAAUAUCACGACUGGGUAAUUUAACCAACACACUGCUAUUGAGCUAUUGCUUAUUUAAAAGAUUGAAUAUCAUGAAAUUGCCUGAUCUUGUUUCUUUCCAUCUUGCCAAAUUUAUGUACAAAUUCCAUAACAACUUAUUACCGUGGCCUUUGGUCAGUUUUAUAUUCCGGUCCAUGAGGCUUCUAAUUAUAGUACAAGACUUGCCGUUAAACAAUCAUACUAUUUACCAAAAACUAGAACCAAUUAUGGUAUCUUUAAUAUAAGAUUCCAAGGUGUUAAAAUCUGGAAUUCUCUAGACGAGAAUGUCAAAUCUCUCUCUCUCUUGCAAUUCAAAAAGAGAAUAAAAAUUGAAAUGAUCCAGAAAUAUUGAGAAUUGUAACAAGAAUUAACUUUAUUAUUUGAUGUAAAAAUGAACAUUGUAAUGAGGUUAUUUUGCGUGCAGCUCUCUCCAACGUAUAUAUCCUACUGGAGACAGCUGUUCUGUGAGCUAGUUUUAUAUUUAUAUUUUCCCCAGUCCUUAUUGGCUGCACCCUCUUUCUAGCCCUUAUGGUUAUUUUGUGCAGCCAGUGCUCUAACUUAUAUAUACAACAUAUGUAAACAAUUAAUUUUCUUUCCUUCUUGUGAGUACGAAUAAAACAUUAUUAUUAUUAUGCUUGAUUAGGCGAAAAAACAAUACACACGUGACGAUGAAUCGACCAUUUCUUGCAUAAAUCAAGACAAAAGCAUAGAUAAUGUUAUGUCUACAUCGAGUUUCCUAACCUACUCAGGGGCGUAGGAACCGGGGGGGGGGCACGGCGGGCACGUGCCCCCCCCCCAAUUUUUUCAAAGGACUAAAAGUACCCUUUUUGUGAUGAAAAGUGCCCUUUUUGUACAAGCUAAUGUCGCUGUAAAUACUAAAUUAACAUCAAAGGUGCCCUUUUUGUUUGGAAAUUUCUAAGUUUUUUAAAACAAUUUUGGUCAAAAACGUGCUAUUUUUGUGUUGGUACGAUGGGAAAUUUUUUCUUCCCCCCCCCGGCGCCAACAUUUCCGGGAAAUAUUUUUUAGGUGCCCUUUUCAAUACCCUUUUAAAGUGCCCCUAGAAGCCGGUGCCACCCCAAUCUUUUGAUGCUUCCUACGCCCCUGAACCUACUUAUUCUAUUGCCUACGGUAAAACCAAUGUAAUGUUUUGUUUUCUAGUUUUUACUCGAGCCAAAUGUUUUCCUAACCCCUGCCAGAAUGGAGGCAGCUGUACUGCAUUUUCGAGUUCUUAUGAAUGUUCUUGUCCCGUGGGUUUUAAGGGCCACAGCUGUGAAGGUAAGUUGGGGGAGGACCAGGAGGGUGUGGUGGCAGGGAAGGGGGUCGGGGGAGAUGUACCACAUUUUCAAGAGAGGGCCAACAUAUGGAGAAGGAUGUGGGGAGAGGGGUUGAGCAGGGGAGUUAGAUAUAACCGUGCCACAUUCUCGACGUAGUAUGAAUAAUAGAGAAACAAACUGUUUGAAAUAAAUGAUUGUAUGGAAAUCUGGUCUUGUAUUUACUUUCGUAUGAAUUUAAUACUGUUUCGAACGAGUACGUAAAACAGAGCUUUAACCUUCAGAGCAAUGUUGAUCAACUCUGAUAAAAAAAACUACCUGUCACGGCUUGAAAUGCUAGCACACUUUACAAGACGUGAAAAUAUACAUUUUGCCGUUACCAUCAGAGUCUGGGGGUGGGAAGGAGAGAAAGCGUACUGCAUUUUUAGCGUCGUAAUGAAUGUGUACAAUGCUCGAAAUGAGGACUAUAGAUUUUAGACCUCCAAUCAAGUUUAUCUCUUACUGAUCUAGUGUUACUACGGGAGGAAAGAUAAACCAAAUUAACUUUGUUUACACUCCGAGUGAUCUGACGGUCAGCAAAAGGAUUGGGACUAGCAACAGAAUAGAAAUCCAGUUUCGUACUUUUAAUCACUUGUCAUGCCCUGAUUCUUUUGUGAAACUGUUUGAAGCUUAGUGUCUGUGUCUUGCACAGGGAAAUGAAUGUCUGGGACAAAUUUAAGAUAGAAAUCUAAUACCAUUAAUGAGAUAUUGAGUAAUUUUAAACCAGAAAUGGAUUUCUAUUUUACAACUAGUGCCAGGCCUUUUUCGAGUUUCGAGAUCACCUGGCUGGACAGGUGUAUCAGUUCUUAACUGUAAGUUUUCUUUCCCAGAGAGAAACCAGUGUAUUCCCAAUCCAUGCAAAAACGGUGGGAAUUGUUAUGAUGAUGAAGAUAACUACAAAUGUACCUGCGUCCGAGGUUACACUGGUUAUAACUGUGAAGGUAGGUGACAAUCACUUGAGCCCCGGUGAAAAGAGGAUGAGAGUUGACAAGAGUUUUCUCUAUCGCUCGGUAAUAUCCAAUCAACUCUCAUCAACUCUCACGCAACUCUUGUUCUUGUUUGUCCAGGGCAUUACGCUCCGGUCAUCAACUCUCAUUGACUUUGAACUGGUUCAAAUCUUAAUGAGAGUUGAUAAGAGUUUUCGCUAUCGCGCGGUAAUAUCCAUUAUUGGUUUUGCAAUGUUGAUAACUUAACAGACUAAUUGUUACAAGUUGCUCCAACGAUUUCUUAUUUCCUUCUGCAAUUUACCGACGUGUUGUGAAAGACAAACUUGCAGCAACUUGAUAAAGAACAGCAUUAUCACAACUUGUUAACAAUUGCUACCACUCUGAUGCGAUGUUCAUAGAAUGUGAUAUUUACACACCUAAGAAACUGCAAUACGAAAUAAAUUAAGUGUUGAGUCCUUAAUUCGUGAGAUAAAAUAAAUUCUGAGUUAAACCCUAAAAUGACAUUUCAUCCCUUUCGUAGAGAUCAGUAAGUGUUUGCCGAAUCCUUGCAAAAAUGGAGCGACGUGCCUGGAGACUGCAGAGAGUUACCAAUGUGAAUGUGCAGAACAUUAUAAUGGCGUUCACUGCGAAGGUAAAGCUGAAAUAUAAACUUUAUUUAUCCCUGAAAGCCCUACAGAGUAUUGCCCCAUAAAGGCUAUCCCUUAUAUAAGUCCAGAUUUAUUACUAGCUGGAAACUUACAUCUUUGCGUAAAGUCAAACUGGGAACAAAUUUUGGUCAGACAAAUGUGUUUUAUAGCGCCCUUAUUAGUCUUAGCUUAUUAGACUAACCAUUGUCUGGCGACGUCACCUUUUUUGUAGUCCUGAAAGGGUUAUUAGAGACAGUACAAUUUACGACGAGGCGUCAAUUUAUGCUAUAUACAAAGUCAAACAGCUACAUAGAAUUUGGUUACUGUAUUGAAGUGCUACAAAUCCCAAAUAUUUUUGGUGUAUGUAAUAUUUGGGUCAUUCUAUUAAAGAAGACAUGCAAUAUAUCGUUAUAGUAAAAAAACUCCUCUUGAUCAACUUUUUCACUAUUAACGUUUCCAGAUAUGCCGUCAUUAAAUGUAUUUUUUGGAGAAAUAAAAGAAAACUAAUUUGUAAUUCAUCUAAUAACAUCUUGUCCGGAAACUUUGACAGUAAAAAAGUUAAUCAAGAUGAGGUUUUUUACUAUAAAGAUGUAUUACAGUUCUUCUUGGAAUGACCCAAAUAUUACAGAAAUGUGGAGUCACAAUUUAAAGUUUACAAGAUUUUUAAGACUGACAACUUUACAGAGAAUAUCUCUGCGGAAACACAAACUGUUUAUAUUUUUUUCGUUUGCUGAGAAUGCAAAUAUAAGGAAUGUAUUAAUUUAAUUAAUAUUUUAUUCCUUUUCCCUGUCUUGUUUAGUCCAUGAUUACUGUGGUCAAAACGACCCAUGUUUGAACGGGGGUCACUGCCAUAAUAAGGAGUCUGGGUACGAAUGCAAGUGUGCGCAUGGCUACAGAGGGCAUGAUUGUGCAGGUAUACUACUUUAUUCUUGGCCAGAGGCAUGUAAGUUUUUUAAGCUUGUGAAGUUUUUCAUUCAAGUCUUCCUACAUAUCUGUCCGACGAAUUAGAACGAGUACAAAGACGUGCAAUGAGGAUAAUUUUUCCUGAAACGAGGUAUAAGGAAGCCUUGGAACAGGGACUUUUACAGUCACUUUAUGACAGACGAGAAUAUUCAUGUUUAGUAUAAUUACAUAGGUGAUUAUUGAAAAUUCUCCACGCUGAUUGGUUGCCGUUGAGGUGAUUAUUACGCGAUAAUCACCUAAGCGAUUUUCAAAAUGGCGGCCGAAGCCUUUUUGUCAAUUAAAUGACGAAGAAAUGUGUAUUUUCUUAUUUUUUCCAAAUAAUCACCUAUGAAAUUAUACUAAAACAAUUAUUCACCUCAGGCUCGGUGAUUAUCGUGAAUAAAAACCUCGACUUCGUCUCGGUUUUUAUUCACCGAUAAUCACCUCGCCUUCGGCGAAUAAUUGUUAAAUAAAGCUUUUUGAACAAAUUGAACAAGAUCCGAGUCAUAAAUUAAAGAAUCUCUUACCUACUUUAAAUACGUCUUUUGACAGCCUUCGAACCGUAUAAGAAAGUAUAAACUUCCUUUAAUCAAAACAGACCGUUUUAAAAAUUAUUUUAUACCUAGUCAAGCAGCGAAAGUGACGUUGUAAGCAACAAUGAAUUGUAAAUAAUUUAAUAUAAAUUGUAUAAAUCAUUUGUAAUUCAGCCAUUUUUUGGCUUUGUGAAUUGGAAAGUGACGUUGUAGUUUUUAGCGUAGUAAUAUAUUAAGCAACAAUGAACUGUAAAUAAUGAACUUAGUAUUUUAUUUCAUAUCAUUUGUAAAUCAUUUGUAAUUCAGCCUUUUUUGGCUGCGCUAUUUGAUUCAUUAAACUAUCUAAACUAUCUAUCUAUCUAUCUAAGGGCAUGGUAAAGAGAGCGCGGUAGUUAAGUAUUGGUAGUCAAAUUGUUAUCUAAUUUCAUAGAAUUUGACGUUUGCAAUGAGAAUCCCUGUGACAAUGGAGGGAUAUGUAGGAACAUUGAGGGAGGCCAGUUUACAUGUAGGUGUGGUCAUGGAUAUCGUGGGAUCACUUGUGAAGGUAAGUAGCGUGUCUGUAUUACAAAUUCAUAUUAUCUGUUGAACUGAACUAUUAAGUAACUAUGUUUAAACUGGAUGCCUCUAUCUGUUUUAAACUUCUACGAGGAAUGCCUCUGUUUUCAAAUUCCUAAUUAUUAAUUGUUUUGAAAACGACUACUAGUGCUCCAAUCGUUUAUGGUAUUUAAAAUUAUUUUUUCCAGAGAAGAUCCCGCCUUGUGACCUUGAACCUUGCAAAAACGGGGGUACUUGUUUGGAAGAAACAGAAAAAUAUGUUUGCCAUUGUCCAGAACAUUGGAAGGGAACACACUGUGAUGGUAAGUGUGAGAGUGACCGAACGACCUGCCCACUGACUUAAUAUUCUCACUGAUAUCAUAGAUUAAGUAUGUACAAAUGUGUAACUUCAGUAAAAAAGUUGCCCCGUUGUCGCCAUCUUCCUAGCAAGUGUCGCUCGCGUUUCUACAACUUUAAUUGCUUUCAACAACUUUAAACAUUCAACAAAUGAUGCUCUUGAUUGUUUAAUCCAUAAAUUUCGAUCCAACAAAGCCGCAAAAAGAUGCAAAAGUUCGUUUUUUUCAGGACGCCAAAAAAGUUUCUUUUUUUUUAAUUAGCACGAUGUUUUUGCCUGGUCAUGUUGUCCGUACUGCAAUGCAUCUAAAACUCAGUAUAUAUCUACCAGUCCUAAUGCAUCAGUAAAUUAUAGUUCAGGUUAUACAUAACUUUAAUUAAUUUCUACCAUGUAUACGAAGGUGAUGUAAAUUUAUAAUUAAAUCUUACGGCUUAAUGCAGCACGAAAUAAUGGAGAAGUAUUGUCUAUAUUACUUUCUUGUUGGUUUCAUAAUAAAAAAUAUGUUAAAUAAAUUUUUUUUGAGAUUGGAGAUAUUUGAGCCUAAAUCGGUCGGUCACAUCUUCGGUCAUAAAAAGCUUUGAUCGGACAAAAUGUAAAAUUUAGCCGGACAAUGUCCGAUGACCGAAACUAAUUUGCAUGCAGGCCUGCUGGUUGUCAUAUAAUCGUAUUAUUCCUUUGACAAUACUGUUUCAGAUCCAGUGCACACUCCGUGCAGUGAUAGCCCAUGUGUGAAUGGCGGGAAAUGUUUGGCUCUGGAUUAUGGAGAUUAUAAAUGUCAAUGUCCUCAUGAUUUCGGAGGGAUGCACUGUGAAGGUGAGGCGUCGAAAUUAGAGAAUGGUUGAGUUAAUUAAGCUCACUGUUGAUAUGAGUUGACUGCAUAUUAUUGGUCGAAUGAGUUAAACAUCUUGUGAAAGUUGAUGAGACUUGAUGAAAGUUUCUGAGAGUGGAUUGGCGAGUGAGAGUUUGAACUCUCAUAAACUCUUAACCAUAAUCAAGGUUCAGAAUUGUUACCGUUGUUUCCAAAAAAUUUCCAAUAUUUACUCGCUUCGAGGCACUUUGUCAAGAGUGGAAGAACAGACAAACACGUUCCUUUAAUAGUUCUUACUAUAAAUUAAAAAAAGAAACAAAUAAACAGGUUUUCUUCUCUUAUAUCUUUCAGUGCAAGCUGAACCCACGUGUUACUCUUGUCACGAGCAUGCCACGUGCAAGGACGACAAAUGCGAGUGUUCAGAUGGAUAUACAGGGAAUGGACAAUACUGUGAAGGUUUGAGUUGUUCCUAAAAUUUUUAACUAACGUUUUACAUGACGUUUCUUUUACGAUGUCAACCAGGAGGAGAUCUGUGUACGUCUUUAAAUAUAUGCAUCUGUGUGUCCUACACUGUAACAUAAAACUCUAAGAUUAGCUUUAUCUUACUUAGAUACUAUUUUUUCUUUCUAGUUCUGAGUCGCUGUCAUCCUAACCCAUGUUAUAACGGAGGAAUGUGUCAUGAUCAUGCCUCAGAUUAUGAAUGUAUUUGUGCUGAUGGUUUCAUGGGAAAAACAUGUCAAGGUAUAGAUUACCUACAUACAUACCUACCCACCCACCCACACCUACCUACCCAUCCACCUACCUACCCAUUUACCUACACACCUACCUAUUCACCCACCUACCUACCUACAUACCUACCCUCCCACCUACCCAACCACCUACCCACCCACCUACCUACCCACCCACCUACCUACCCACCCACCUGCCUACCUAUCCACCAGCUUACAUCCAUAUCUAUUUGGCUAGCCGCCUACCCACCCACCUACCUACUCACGUAACCAACCCCCUACCCACCUACCUACCCACCUGCCUACCUACACGUACUUACCAUGUAUCUAUAUAUCCAGCUAUCUACCAGGCUUAACAUAUAUUAUUUUUCUUCAGAACCGAAGCCUUGCCUAGCAUCUCCCUGUCUGAACGGAGGUACAUGUGUGGAUCGCAUAGGAAUGUCAUGUAUAGGAGGAAUGCCUUGUGGUCGUCAUGGAUAUGAGUGUUCAUGUCCUGUUGAUUUCAGGGGACCUAAUUGUGAACGUGAGUAGAAAGUGCCAUUAACCCCAAGCAUGAUUUUUGGUAUGUGUAAUAUUUGGAUAAUAUAGUAAAAACCUCAUUUUGAUAAACUUUUUACUAUCAAAGUUUCUGGGUAUGACGUCCUAGAUGAAUUUUUUGAGCAAAAAACUUUUGACAUCAUACUCGGUAACUUCUACAGAAAAAAGUUGGUUGAGCUAAGAUGAGAUUUUAAACUAUAAAGAUAUAUUGCAUUUUCCAGAUGCCAGUUUUUGUCAUCCCAAUCCCUGUGAAAAUGGAGGACAAUGUCUUUCCGAGUCGACAACCUACAUUUGUCAAUGUCCCAUACGCUAUUCUGGCCAAAAAUGCCAGGGUAAGUUUAUUAUUAUUGCAUAUUAUUCGGCACUAACGUAGCUAUAGAAUUCCUUUUCUCAGUUAAGCAAUCUUGUAUCGAGAAAUCUCAAGGCCUUUGUUGCAUUCGGGUCCGCAGUAUUGAACUAGGGGUCCUGGGCAAAGUGUCCCCUACCAACUCUCAGCGGGCCUGGGGUUAUAUAUUACUGUCACUAUUGCCAGCUUAUCAUGUAAUAUGAAAAACAAACAAACAUUGCAUCGGUUAAACAGUUUUUAUUGUUUACAGAGGACAAAUGCACGAACUGUGAUGUAAACGCGAAAUGCGACAAGGGGAAAUGUGUCUGUAAUCCAGGGUAUGUCGGACAAGGAACAAAAGGCACUUGUAAACCAAGUAAGUUAUCAAAAUAAUGUCGUUUUUAUUUGUUUUUUAUCAUAUGAUCCAUUAAUUAAAAUGCAUAGAACACGAAACGGUUUAUGAAAAUGUUUUUGUUUUCGCACAGAGUACAUACAUAGACCCUAACGUUUUAUAUAUUUAAAGGCGCAGUAAUACGAGCAACAAAAUUGCUGUAACUUGCAACAAAAUCUGAUUUCAACGCAUGUUAAUUGAGAAUGUUUACACAUACAUUACAAAUCACGAGGCAACAUAUGUCAACAUCUCUGCUUAACAUGCGUUGAAAUCAGAUUCUCUGUACCGCAUGUAGUGAUUGAUCGAUAAUCGGUAUCGGCAUCGGGCCGAUUUUUGCCUUAUCGGUAGACAAUCAAAAUCGGUAGAAUUAUCUAUAUUUCAGAUUGUCUAAUACCGAUUGUUGAGAAAACGCGCACUUUAAAAAUUCUAUACAUUGCACGUUGAUACACGUUGCGUUUUAACGCAAUAUGUUAAAUUAAUGCGUGAAGCGUGCCAUUUAUGAACGGUUUUAACGAUGUUUGGUUGCAGUAACAUGUUACGUUGGAAAUUAUCGUUAAAAAAUCGACACGAAUGACGUCUCUUUUACUCGGUCGAUUGAUAUUAUGACGUCAUUAUAAAAUCGGUAUCUGGCAGAUUGUGACAUGAAUAAUCGGUAGCCUAAUUUGCGAGUGUUGCACAAUUGGUCAAUCACUAACUGUAUGUACCGGAAGCACAGGGAGUCGUGUUUGAUUCCUUCCUUAAGUACAAAAUAUAUUUCAAACACUCAUUAAAAAUUCAUAAACCUUGUGGCAAAUCAUGUCAGCCAUGAUAUGUCACGUGGAGUGACUUUAUGUCUGAUAAGCUUUAUCUUCUUUAGUAUUCUUUAUAUAAUAACAUACAUAAAGAUAUUACUCGACUGUGAUUGGUUGAUUUCAGUGCAUUUAAUCCCAAACAGCAGUGCAAAAAUCUGUAACAAUAGUGGUCAGUGCAAAAAUCUGUAUACUAAUUGUUCAUCCCAAUUAGUAUGAUUAUAUAAUUGUUCAUCCUAAUGAGUAUUUUUUUGUAGUCGUGUUAAGCUAUUCAAAACACUCGAACUCCCGUUUUAUCAUAUCUAAAACGCUCUGCUGCGCCUCGCGUUUUACAUAUGAUAAAACACUUCUCGUAUUUUAAAUACUACAUAUGGUUUUGGAGAGUUUCAUUCAAAAAUACCCUUUAAUAUUUUUCAGUUGUCCAACCUACGGAGAAACCACGCGUGGGGCUCAGCCCAGGCCGACUCACCCCCACCCCCACACCCCCUGUUGGUUUGAGCCCGGGCCGACCUGCCCCGACCACACCUGUCGGCCUGUCACCCCCACACAAUCUUCCACAGCUCAAUAAAUGCACUCCAAACCCCUGUCAAAAUUCGGGCACUUGCAUCCCUAUCGGGACUGUUGACUUUGCCUGCAAGUGCCCGCCUCAAUUUACUGGAAAGUUAUGCACAGAAGCAGCCAAGAGUUACUGCCACCCGAGCCCUUGUUUAAACGGAGGGAUUUGUACGCAGAGUCCUAAUGGGUAUAAAUGUCAGUGUGUUGGACAUUAUAGAGGAACAAACUGCCAAGGUACGUCAAAAUUUAUUGACUUUUGGUGUUCUUGUUUUCAUCUCUUUUUAUACCGGGUAUCCCAAAAAACUGGGGACCCUGUUUGAUUUCAUGUAAACGUAAAAACUAUUAAAGCUAUCGCAAUGAAAUAAAGAUCAUUGCUUUUAGAAAGGACUAAAAAUCCUGUCACACUAUUGCGUAUCGUACAAGCGUAUGCCAGCGUCUGAAAAAUAUCACUCAUGCGCCGGUAUACGCUGACAUACGCUAGGGGUACGUCAGGCAUAUAUAGGUUGUAUACGUUUCAAGCACGGUCGCAUACGGUGGCAUACGGCGAGGCAGAAAAUAUUUUUUAAGCAUGUUCAAAAAUUUUGUGCGUAUCGGACGUAUGCUUUAUACGAUAAGCAUACUCUAGGCACACGCUGAAUACGCUAGAGGCACGCCAGAUGUACGGUACUCAUACGCUGGCAUUUCAAAGGAUUUUUGUGCGUAUGAAAAUUAUUUCAUUAAUUUUCUCAACGUCUCUCUCAUACGCAACAGUGUGACAGGGCCUUAACUUAGAUUUUGAUAUAUUACAUUUGAAUUGACAUGUAAUAUUCAGCGAGAUACAACCGUUUGAAUUUGGAAUACGUUUUAGGAAUCGGUGAAAACUCGGUAAAAAUUGGCUAGUUAUAAGGUUGUUUUUAUGCUAAUUUUUAGCAUUUUCAAAAACAGUAGUUCAACGUUCAAAUAUCAACAGCGCAGUCAAUAUUGCAUGUAAAUUCAAGUGUUAUAUAUCAAAAUCUACGUUAGUCCUUUCUGAAUGCAAUGAUUCUUAUUUCAUUGCGAUAGCAUUUAUAGCUUUUACGUUGUAUGAAAUCAAACACUGUUUUUUGGGACACCUGGUAUAUCUCUGUUUUCCCAUAUUUUUUACGUAUACUAUUCAAAACACGAGCAGGGGCUGGUUGUAUAAAAAAGUGAUUAAAGUUAAUUAUAAUUAAGUGGAAAUGUCAUCCAAUAAAAAGCGCCUAUUUGAGAGUUAAUCACUAUUUAACUACAAAAUAGUGAUUAAUAAAGUGAUUAAGAGUUUUAUACAACCGGCCCCUGGAGUGUUUUAUCACACAUAAAACACGAGGCGACUGCGAGAGUUAAUUAAUGAUUGUUAAACACUGAAUUAGUUCCCUUAAACGUUUCUUACAAAUCCUUCAAAACUUAGAAUUUACCCAUGCAAAGGUUAGCAAGAUUUUUCUGUUUUUUUCAGUGGAUGAUUGUGAUCGAUGCGACAUCAGAGCUAUUUGUGUGAAAGGAAAAUGUCAGUGUCGCGUUGGCUACAGCGGUAAUGGAUAUCAAUGUACUAAAAGUAAGUAAGCUGUAUGUUGUUUUCACGUCUUAAAGGAAAAUGGCAAUAUAUUUUUUUAUUUUCUCAUUUGAAAGAAGUUUUAU